AUGUGUAAGGGUGGUGUUGAGAGAGGUCAAUUGAAGGAGCAUCAGGAAAAACAUUGUCCUCUUCAUGAUGCUUAUAAACAAGUUGAUGAAUUGAAAGAGACAUUGAAAAGAAAAUUCAAUGACAAGCUAGAAAAGGAAUAUGCCAAGAGGACAAAGAUAUUGGAAAAUACACAACAUGAAGUGGUGAAAUUAUUGCAAAGCGAUUAUGAAAAACUUGUCAAGCAAACAAAACAGGACUUUGAACAACGGAGGGAUGAAUUAACUCAGGAAUUUGAAUUGAAGGAGCAAUCAUUCAAAAUUAGAGUUAAUGAAUUCGAAAAUUCAGUUGUUUCUAGAGAGAAAUUAGAAGCAAGUAACAAACCUAUUCAUUUAAAUGUUAGAGGAAAAAUCAUGACAGUUUCGUUGGGUGAUUUUAUUCAUAAUGAAAGAGAGCCAGAUAAUUUAUUCAAGAAAAUGUUCACUGGUCAACAUCCAUGCUAUCAAACACAAUGUUCGACAUUCAACUCUGAUCCAGUUUAUUUUAUUGAUUGUGAUCCAAUUGUUUUUAAACAUAUUAUCGAGUGGUUACAAUACGGAGCUAUUGCAAUUGAAUUGAGUAAUGAUGUGAAACGAUCCCUUUUAAAUACCUGUAAAAAGUUUGAAUUGAAAAAUAUUAUUAAUGAAUUGGAAAAUGAAGAGUCAACAAGACUCAAUUUGAAAAACUUUGUCAAUUUACACAAAAUUCAAAAGAGGUCAUUGAAUUUUAAAUAUUAUAAUUUUAAUGAUUUGAGUGCUUGUGAUUUUAGUGGAAUGAAUUUAGAAAGUUCAAAUUUCAAGAUGCUAAUACUGAAAGGAUGUGAUUUUAGCAAUUGUAAUUUAACUAAUGCUAAUUUUAUAGAAUGUGAUAUGAUUGAAUGUAAUCUCAGUAAUUCUAUUUUGAAUAAUACUAAUAUUUCAAAAAGUAACUUGUCAGGAGCUAAAAUUGAUGUUUGUGAGUUGAUUCAAAAGGUUGAUUUUUCAAGAUGUAAUUUAUCAAACAUUUGUUUCAAACAAUUUAAAUUCGAUAACGUAAUAUUUACAAACUCAAUUAUUGAUGGAUCUAAAUUUGAGAAUAUUACUUUUGAAAAGUGUAAAAUCAAAACACAUUUUAAAAAGAAUAAUGGAUUGAUUAAUUGUAAAUAUAUUGCAUGUGAUUUCACUGGAACAAUAUUUGAAGAAAUUGAUUUCAAAUUAAUUGAACCAAGUUUAUCAACCACUUUAUUUAGUAAUUGUACAUUUAAGAAUUCAGAUUUGGGAAAAUGA
Naegleria gruberi is the source of this 1281-nucleotide messenger RNA. RefSeq lists its product as uncharacterized. Bases 1 to 1281 code for a protein of 426 amino acids. Lineage: Eukaryota; Heterolobosea; Eutetramitea; Acrasida; Naegleriidae. The transcript has a single exon. The record is from RefSeq and is a predicted model, not a curated record.